Zerene cesonia (dogface butterfly) is the source of this 2125-nucleotide messenger RNA. RefSeq names its product ubiA prenyltransferase domain-containing protein 1 homolog (gene heix). The record is from RefSeq and is a predicted model, not a curated record. The transcript has a single exon. Gene Ontology annotation, biological process: vitamin K biosynthetic process; menaquinone biosynthetic process. NCBI's taxonomy places the organism in Eukaryota, Metazoa, Arthropoda, Insecta, Lepidoptera, Pieridae. Gene Ontology annotation, molecular function: prenyltransferase activity. The coding region runs from base 271 to 1272 and encodes 333 amino acids. Gene Ontology annotation, cellular component: endoplasmic reticulum; Golgi membrane.
UGACAUUUGACAGUUACACAAUUCUUUUUCCUACAUUAUUCUUGACCAGGCAAAGUGGAUUAUACGUCAAUAUAAUCAAGAUUAAAUUUAUAUCAAAUGAUUCUUUGAGAAUUUUUUUAUAAUAUAUUAAUAAAAUAAACCUGGAUCAAAUAACACAACAACAUAGUUUGAAACAAAAUGUUUUGAAGAUAGAAUAAUUACAGUGAAUUUUAGAAUUGUGUCAGUGGAUAUAAAACGUACGCAAAUAUUAUUUAUAGUCAACUUCGUGACAUGGAAGCAGUAAAAAAGUCUGACGAUGUGGACGUUGCAUCGGCCGACGGCAAUUUAUUACAACCUCCAAAAGAAAUUCAAAUAAAUGCUAGAAAUCCUCUAAUGAAAGUUCGCACUUACGUUUUGGCGCUGCGGCCAUGGUCCCUUAGCGGCAGCCUACUACCGACUUUGUUAGGUGCUGCCUUGGCAUACCGGCUUCCCGGUGACACUGGCUUUAGUUGGGUAACUCUACUGCUUACUAUGUGCACAGUCAUACCAGUUCAUGGAGCUGGCAAUGUAGUGAAUACUUACUUUGACUUUGUAAAGGGAAUAGACAAUCGAAAGUCAGAUGACCGGACUUUAGUUGAUCAUAUUUUAAGUAUUGAUGAAGUGGUGUCUCUCGGGGCAAUCCUUUAUAUGUCAGGAUGUGUAUUUUUUGUAUUGUUAGUAAUAAUGUCGCCAGCUCAAAUGGAACAUUUGGCACUUGUGUAUUUUGGGGGACUUUCUUCCUCAUUUUUAUACACAGGAGGUAUAGGUCUGAAGUAUAUAGCACUGGGUGAUAUCAUUUAUCUAGUGAUUUUUGGGCCCGUCUCAGUUGUGUUUGCAUUUUUAGCUCAAACAGGAAGAGUUUUGUGGCCUAUAUUUUAUUAUGCUGUACCAUUAGCUUUGAAUACAGAGGCAAUACUACACAGUAAUAAUACAAGAGACCUUGAAGCAGACAGCAAAGCAGAAAUUGUAACAUUAGCUAUUCUCAUUGGCAGGACUGCAUCUCAUCUGUUAUAUGCAUUCUUAUUGUUUACCCCUUAUAUAAUGUUUGUGGUGGCUUCAGUGAGGUGUUCAUUGUGGUUCCUUCUUCCAAUGCUGACCCUGCAUCAAGCUUUUGAAAUUGAAAGAAGGUUUCGCUGCCCCGAUACCAUGCAAUAUGUCCCCAGACAAACUGCUAGAUUAAAUUUCUAUUUUGGAAUGUUAUAUGUAAUUGCGUGCCUAUUUGCCUCUCGACUGCCUUUUCUAAUAAGAGAAUAAAGUGAGUGUUGUAUAAAAUGGUGUGUACUUAAAUUGAAAUUGUGAGUGAAUGCCUUAUUUGUAACAAUAAUUGGUACUAAGUUAUUGUAUUUUUUUAUAUAUUUCAUAUGAAAUAUUUUUACAAAAAACCAUGUAUUUGAAUUGGAGUUCAGAAUAAAUUGUUAAAUACAUAUCAAACAUAUAGAUAGGUGUACUGAUAUGAUAAACAAUAAAAGGACUGGUAAUAUUGUCUUCAUUUCUUUAGCAUAUAUAUGUGGCUCUGCAAUAUUAGUGGAAUGCUUUAAAUGUAGAUAUAAUGAUAAUUUCUUUAAAAAAUACGUGUGCAUUUUUAUAAAGUGAUCUGCCUUCAAUGUGCUUAGAAAAGCAGCUAUAUUAUUAUUUUAUAUUUUAUAGAAAGAUGUGUGUACAAAUUGUUUUGGCAAAUUAUAUAAAUUUAUGUUUUGUUAAAAAAUCAAUAAAUUAUUUAGUAUAUAUUUAGCUUUAAUGUUUUGUAUGUUGAAUAAAUAACAUCAUUUUCUUGGAACUGAAAUGGAAAUUGACUUAAUGGUAUUUUUUUCAUUAUACAAUAUAUUUUCAAGGAGAAUAAUUAUUCAUUCAUAUGUUAAUAGACCAGAAGAUGAUAACACAAAAUAUCUGUUGAUUUAUGCCGUUAUGGUGGUUCUUCAAGGGUCUAAUUGUCUAAAAAGAAAAUCUUAGCGCUGGUAUCGGCGUCGUAGCCUAAUCAUGUAGGCGUUACUCGAACGUGUUGGAUAAAUACGAACGAUGGACGAAAAAAUUAUGUAAAUUCCGAGGGUUGAUAAAAAAAAGAGGGUGGUAGCGUGCCAUACUUUUCCGGUUUGAACAGCCCGUUUUA